AAAAAAAAAAAAUAUGAACAUUCUCCAAUAUAAUAAAAAAUAUUAAGAGAAAAAAAGCAGAAUAUAAAUAUCUCACCUCAACAGCAUUUGGAUUAAGCUCUAUUGUGUUUCCUUUGGGUCGAAGCCAACAAACGAAAAAACUCAACAAACUACCAAGUAACUCUGGUCUGUUUAUUGUGUCUGGGUUGGUUGUUUCCAAUAAAAUAUUAAAAAAGUUACUAAAAAACAACCACCUUUUCUUGCUAACAAAAGCAACAAUAACAACAAACAAAAAUACUGUCAUCACAUGUAGAAAAAAAUAAGUUUAAAUCGCAGUUUAAUAUGAAACAUACAUAAAUAUCUUGCAAAUAUCUUGUGCUUUCAAAAAAAUUCCCAUCAAGCAGAGUAUAUAUUGUUAAAAGAAAACAAAAGAAAAAAAUCAGCAGACUAUUGUCAGCCCAGACAACAACUUGAACAACAUCUUGAGUUCAAAAUCUAAAAAAAAAUCGAAUAAACAUUUUAAAUUUAUAGAAUAUUGACAAUAUUUAACUUGUUAUUGUUCUUUACAAUAUAAAAAGUUUAUUCUUAAUUGGAUUUUGUUUGUUUUUGUAUUUGCGCCCUAUACAUCAAAUGUGCUCCAUGAUUAAAUCAUCAUUUGCUGUUUUGUCUUCAUCAGUGUCAUCUUUAUUGUUGGUCGCAUGAAUCCAAGUUAUUAUAAGUUACAAAUGCCAUUAGCCGGAACAAAUUCUCAACAUCUCUAAAAACUCUUCUAAUUUUGGCUUCGUCAUUUUAAAAGACCGCCUCACCCAAGGCGGUGGUGGUUGGUUGGGCAUUUUUACACAAAAUUUCUUUUCAAACUUUUUUUUACUCCACCUACAAUUUUUUAAAAUUAUUUUUUUAUAACUUAACUAAACUAUAAAUUAAGCCAAAAUUGAUUUUAUCAUGGAUCAUGCGGUUAAAGCUACACGUGGUCGACCCUGGAAUACACUGCGUUUUGAAAAUGAUGAAUUAGAGUGUUUGUAUCAACGUUAUACGUUGAAAUUGCAACGUUUCUCGGUGCUGGGUGUAGUAGCUUUGGUUGUGGUGCUAUGUGGUGUUAUGGCAGCUUUAUCUUUAGCUUAUAAUAAUGCUCCUACAUUUCACAAUGUCUUCAAUUCAUUUGUGUGCCUGUUAUUUGCCAUAAUUUUAAUAUUGUUACAAUGUCGCGUGAUCAAAGAUCAUCAUUUACCCUGUCUGUGUUAUGGCAUUUUAUUGUUUACUGCUGCCAUUUGUAUUGUAUCGAUGCCAACAUUAGGUUCCGUGUUUCCGGUGGAUACCAAAGAGGAAGAAUCAGAGGUCAUGGCCGAAGGUGUUUGGCAAAUAGUAUUUGUGGUCUUUUUGGCUUAUGCCAUGAUGCCAUUACAAAUCUGGGAAGCUGUUUGUUUUGGCAUAAUCCUACCAUUGGUGCAUAUUAGUUUAACUGUAUAUAAAAUAUUUACAGAUUCAUUUCGUUAUUUGGAAUAUAAUCAGCUUAUUGCCAACAUUGUUAUGUUUAUUGGUGUUAAUGUGGCCGGUCUUGUGGUCAAUAUUAUGAUGGAACGUGCCCAAAGGCGGGCAUUUUUAGAUACACGCAAUUGUAUUGCUGCCCGUCUAGAGAUACAGGAUGAAAAUGAGAAAUUGGAAAGACUACUAUUGUCGGUACUACCUCAGCAUGUAGCAAUGCAAAUGAAAAAUGAUAUACUCUCACCGGUGGCUGGACAAUUUCAUCGUAUUUACAUUCAAAAACAUGAGAAUGUUAGCAUUUUAUUUGCGGAUAUUGUUGGCUUUACUGUAUUGUCCUCUCAGUGUAGUGCACAGGAAUUAGUAAGACUGUUGAAUGAACUUUUUGGUAGAUUUGAUCAAUUGGCUCAUGACAACCAUUGUUUACGUAUUAAAAUCUUAGGAGAUUGUUAUUAUUGUGUAUCGGGUUUACCCGAACCACGUAAAGAUCAUGCCAAAUGUACAGUUGAAAUGGGUCUCGAUAUGAUUGAUGCUAUAGCUUCGGUUGUCGAGGCUACCGAUGUCAUGUUAAACAUGCGUGUCGGCAUUCAUACGGGUCGUGUUUUAUGUGGUGUUUUAGGUUUACGUAAAUGGCAAUUUGAUGUCUGGUCCAAUGAUGUAACAUUGGCCAAUCACAUGGAAUCGGGUGGUGAACCGGGUAGAGUACAUGUAACCCGUUCCACUUUAGACGCUUUAUCCGGCGAAUAUGAGGUAGAGGCAGGACAUGGUGAUCAAAGAUCAUCAUAUUUAAGAGAUCAUGGUGUUGAUACAUAUUUCAUAGUGCCACCACCACACAGGCGUAAGCCCUUAAUGUUAAAUACUCUCGGUGUCCGUUCAGCUAUUGGUUCUCGUCGUAAAUUAUCAUUCCGCAAUGUUUCGAAUGUGGUCAUGCAAUUGUUGCAUACCAUAAAAUUUUCCGAACCAGUGCCUUUCUCAAAUAUAGCCACUGGUUCUUUUCCCUCCUCUGCUGGCAGUGGCGGUGGUAGGGGCAGUACAGCAGGCGGUGAAAAUCAAUUGGAAAAAAGUACUAGAAAGGAUGCGGUAAUACGUCUACAAAAAAUCUUACAUGCUCCAACACCACCAGGUGGCGGUGUUACCAUACAAGUAGGAACAACUUCUAAUUCAACUUCGAAUACGAUUAGUCGCAUUCAUAGACAUAAUAAUCACAAAAAUAAAUCUAAAGUAACCGAUAAAUUUAAGAGACCCUUUCGCAAGCGUCACUCUUCGGUUCAUCAUCAGCCGACAAAUCGUGUAAAUCGUUUUCUUUCGCAAGCUAUAAAUGCUCGUUCUGUGGAUUGUGAUAAAUCUGAACAUGUGGAUCGUAUAACUUUAAAAUUUCGUGAGAGUGAUAAAGAAAGGGAGUAUCGUAAAGAUUUCGAUUUAGGUUUUACAACCGCUAUGGGCUGUUCACUUUUACUGUUGAUUUUGGGAGCAGCUUUACAAGUAACCGCUUUGCCCAGGACUUUGAUUUUAUUGUUAUUAUUUUUAACGGCAUUUGUGUGGGUGAGUGCUGUUUUAAUGCUUUUAUUGGCAGUACGUUUAAAAUGGAUCAAUUGGGAUCUAUCACAAAGUUUUACUUUACGUAUGGCCAUAACAAUAUUUACGGUGAUUUUGAUUUAUUCAGUGGGUCAAGUGAAUGUGUUUACCUGUGUUUCCGAUCAUCCUUGCUCGAGUAAUAUUACUACAGCGGCACCAACUUUAGAAGAAGAUCUGCUAAUGAUGGCCCAUCAAAGUGAGGCUCAUCGUAAAUGUUCUUUACCCCAAUAUGUUUCACUAUCAGCCACAUUUGCUUUACUAUCGGUUUCGGUAUUCCUAAGGUUACCUAUUAUAUUUAAAUCUUUGCUGGUCAUAAUGAUGGGUGUCAUUUAUAGUUUAUUUAUUGAACUAUCUCACACAAAUAUUUUUGAUUGUUAUGACAGUCGUGUCAACGCCUCGAUUCCACUUCAUUUAAUCUCAUUGGCUCGUAUAUUAAUUUUUAUGAUUGCCAUUCUUGUACAUGGUCGUUUAGUUGAGUGGACAGCAAGGUUAGAUUUUCUGUGGCAAUUGCAGGCAUCUCAAGAGAAAAAGGAAAUGGAUGUUUUGCAGGAGUCGAAUAAAAGAAUAUUGCACAAUUUGCUGCCAGCCCAUGUGGCUGCACAUUUUCUUGAUAAUCAAUUUCGCAGUAAUAUGGAACUUUAUCAUCAAAGUUACGCCAAGGUGGGUGUAAUAUUUGCCAGUGUGCCAAAUUUUCAUGAAUUUUAUACGGAAAUGGAUGGUUCCGAUCAGGGUCUAGAAUGUUUACGUCUGCUUAAUGAAAUUAUAGCAGAUUUUGAUGAGUUACUAAAAGAAGAACGUUUUCAUGGUAUUGAUAAAAUCAAAACUGUGGGUAGUACUUAUAUGGCUGUUGUAGGUUUAAUACCAGAAUACAAAAUCAAUCCGGUAGAUCAAAAUUCUGUAAGGCGUCAUAUGACCGCUUUAGUGGAAUAUGUUAAGGCUAUGCGGAUGUCUUUGCAAGAAAUAAAUAGUCAUUCCUAUAAUAAUUUUAUGUUAAGAGUUGGCAUUAAUAUUGGGCCUGUGGUGGCUGGCGUCAUAGGAGCCCGUAAGCCUCAGUACGAUAUUUGGGGCAAUACAGUUAAUGUGGCCAGUCGUAUGGACUCGACUGGCAUACCCGGCUAUACACAAGUUACUCAAGAAGUCGUAGACAGUCUGCAGGGCUCACAUUUUGAGUUUAAAUGUCGCGGCACUAUUAAGGUAAAAGGUAAAGGUGAUAUGAUCACCUAUUUCCUCAAUGACAACUCCAGCAAUGGCCUCAAUGGUGAAGUGCGUAAUGCCAUGAUUGGUAAUCGGCCAUCCUUUGGUCAGCUGCCACAAACCCAACUGGCUAGCCAAUUACAAACUACCGAGUAUUAUCAAAAGCAGUCACAAUAUCAAGACAACAACUAUCAUGUUAAUAUGAAUUCCGAAACCUAUAAUGUUAAAAAAGAUUUCGGUCUUAAUAAUAUGGAACAUGAGGGUAAUAAUGUCUUGAUAAAGGCCAACUCUAUGAAUGAAGAACAACAGUUAUUGCUGCAACAUAUGCAGCCACAACAUCAUCAACAUCACUUACAACAGCAGCAACAGCAAAGAAUGAAUAGUAAACUGCAGAAGCAACCAUUCCUUGCCAAUGGUGGAUUGCCGAAUAUACAUGAAAAUGGUCAUAAUGGUGAACAUAAUGGUAAUGAGCAUAAUGGUUUCACUAAUGGUUACAACAAUUAUCCAGGUGGAGGCGGAGGUGGCGGUGGCAAUGAUUUCUCACAGCAACAACAACAGCAGCAGCAACAGGCAGCUGCUCAGCAUCAGCGUCAACAUUCUUCUAGUUCUAUGAGCAGUAUGGGUUUAAAUCCUAAUUCCAUAACACAACAACAGCAACAACAACCUUUACCUCAACCACCUUUACCACUACCACCACCACCUCUAACAUCAUCUACAUCAGCAAUGUCCAAUGUACCACCCGCCCUACAACAACAUCAUCAACUCCAAAAUCAACAACCAGCAUCAUCCCUGACAUCAUCAUCGGUAAUGUUCCGUGAACAAUUUAAUAUUAUUGAAAAUCCUAGCAAUAGUCGUUAUAAUAUUCUUAAUAAUUAUAAUAAUCCUCCUACUCCUCUUUCACAACAUUUAAUGCAUCAUCACCAACAACAUCAACAACAACACAAUCAACUGCAACAACAAUUACAUCAAAAUAAACAAAUUCAACACGAUCAAUUGCAAUUACAACAACAGCAACAACUACAAAUGCAUGAUCCUUACGCUCCGCUGGAAAAUUUCAAUAAUUUGUUAUAUGGUGCCGCUAACGGUGGUAAUGGUAAACGUGAACAAAUGCAUGCAUCCUUCAUCCAUACAACAACUACAACAAAUCUAACUACUACUUCUACUACUACACCAACUUCUACUACUUCUGCUACUACUGCAUUAAAUAAUUAUCAUCAUUAUUUGUAUCAGCAUCAUCCGGCAAUGCAACAGCAUCAUCAUAAUCUUAAUAAUCAUCUAUCACAUCUUAAUAAUUAUCAUCAUCAACAACAACAUAAUAAUAAAAACUAUCAGCAACAACCAACACAACAGCAAACAUCAUCGUUAUCCUCUUCGCCCAUUUUGACUCACAACAACUCAAAUAAUCAUUUCAACAAUUAUCACAAUUGUCGCGAAAGUGAACCGUUGUUGCUUGCCACUCAAGUGGCCAAGAUAAUGCCCAUGCAACAUCAUCAGCAAAUGCAUCAUACUCCCAAUAAAUAUGAACCACCACGUUAUAUGUGUCCCAAUAAUUUGUUUAUACAACAACAGCAACAACAACUCCAACAGAAUUACCAGCACUACCAACAACAUCAGCAACAACAAUAUCCUCUCUACUCCCAACAACCACAACCUCCUCUACCAGCCCUACCACCCAAACCUGCCACCUUAACAACGAGUCUAAAACAGAAUACACCUCUUCUACGAUCAUACAUGAAGCCUCUACCGAAGCUACCAACUGAACUGGAAGAGAGUCGCGAAAUGUCUUCCACAGAUGAUUUAAGUUCACGACCUCAUUCGCCCUCAAUGAGUUCGUCCGACGAAAGCUAUUCCAAAACCACCGAGGGAGAGGGUGAAGAAGACUCACCUCGCAUAACAGCAACUAAUAAUCUUGUUACACGCAAUGGUGGCAAUCCCUUACAAUGGCUAUAUCCCUGUGACAUACAAGUGGAUCCCACUUCACCUGUCAUCGACAUGUCCAAUCUAAAAGAUUUUGAAGUGAGUUCCACAACAGAAAGUCAGGGUCAGUAUACUACCACAACGCAAAAUAAGGGAGACUCUUGUAAUAGUUUUGAAUAUCAAGAUCGUUUGUUACUGGCCCAAAGCAAACAGGGUAAUGGUAAUGGUCAGACAUCGAUUAGUGGCAAUCAAAAUGCUACCAAAUCACCAUUUGAGAGGGAAUUGCAAAGACUUUUAAAUGAAUCCUCUAGAGCUAGAGGUUUAGCUACAACAACACACAAUUCAACAGCAGCUACAGCGUCCUCAUCGACGGGUGGCAAUAUAACAUCCGUUUCGGGAGGCAAUGCUGAAGGCGGUAACACCACCAGCAACAGCAGCAGUCGCAACAACAUAGACAUCAGCUACUCUGGCAGUAAUAGUAAAUUAAGUUCGAAUGGUCUAAAUGUGGCCGCUGGAAUUGGAGGAAGUGGUAGUCUGGGCAGUAAUGGUAACUUGAGUGGAAGUACUCCACUGAGUGGCAACAAUAAUUUGAAGAAUGUUACCACUGCUAUGGCAGCCACCAUAUUGGAUGAAUUAAAUUCACCUACAACGGGAAGACAACUGGGAUCGAAGAUACCUGUGAGUACAAGUUUUAUGAUAGCCAAACAUCCGGUGGGGCUAGAGGCUAUAAAAGAGAUAACUAGGAACAAAAAUCCAUCAGAAUCCAGUCAAAUGCAAACAUCCGACACCGAAUCCUGUGAAAUAUUACAUGAAACACGUAAUCAACUAAAUUUGGCCAUGAUGGAUAUGACCAAUAAAUCUUCGACCUCUACUAAUGGUACAAACUACAACAAUUAUCCUCAGCAUAUACAAAAUCAACAGCAGCAACAACCACAACAACAGCAACCAAUUGCUACCAAAGAACAUAAUCAUCGUCAUCGUAUGCGACCACGUUCCAAAGAUUUCGAUCAAAGUCACGAAAGUCUUGAUCAAUUAGACGAUCCUGCGGAUAAUAAAAAUUCGCGGUAUAAUCGUCAUCAUCAUCACCACCACCAUCAUCAUCAUACAAAUCAUCAUGGUCACAAUCAUCAGCGACAACGGAACAAUCAUCAACAUCUUGUCAAUAAUCAUGAUGAAGAUGAACGUGACGAUACCGAAGAUAAUUUGGCCGAUGAAGAAUUUGAAGAUGAUGAAGUGGGACGUGAUGUACGUAAGAAACGUUUAGCGCAACCCGACAUGGUCAAUAAUCAACAUCAGCAACAGCCACAAAAUCAUCAUCAACAUGGACCAUAUCAUAGUGAAGAUGAUUUAGACGAUGAGGAUGAUCAUGAAUGCGGUCCUGAGGAGGCUUUAGUCGGAGCUUUAUCGAAUGGUUUGCACGAUCAUCGCAGCGAUUUAAUAGAAGCGAAUGUGAUAAAUGAUGAGCUCAAAUAUGGUGCCGGACAUCAUAAUCAUCAAUCGAUGGACUCGAAUCAUUUGGAAAGUCAAUCCGAGUGGUCGGAUGAUGAUUGUAGGGAAGAAGCUACAGGUGGUGCUGAAUCCACUGGCUAUAUCACCGAUGAACCGGGUUUGGAAAAUAUAUCUUUAUUAAAUGAGGCAGGUUUAACCGAUGCCGAAGGUGCUUUAUCCGAUGUCAAUUCUUUAUAUAAUGCCCCAGAUGUUGAUGAUACAUCUGUUUCCAGUCGUGCCAGUUCCAGACUAUUAAGUUUAGAUUCAUUAAGUGGUUUAUAUGAUUGUGAUAUGGAUUCAAAACACGAAAUGGCCAUUGUAAAUGUAUCACAUAAAAUAACAAGUAAAUUUGGAACACCACAACAACAACAGCAGCAACAGCAAUCACAACAUCAACAACACCAGCAACAACAAAGUUAAUUAAACCUUUAACGAUUACUUUACUAAAUACUAGUAUAGGUGGUAAGCAAGAGAAAUUAGAAAGUGAGCACAUCAUCCAUAAACAUUCUCUCCUUAAAUUAGAAAUUAAGAGACAAAACUAAAACAUUUUUUUUUUCAAAAUCUAUUUUCCUUAAGAUGUAUGUGGUGCAUAUAUUCAAAACCAAGAUGAUAUAAAGAAAACCUAAAAUUUAUUUAAAAAUGGUGUCUAUUAACAACUUAAUACUACUUAAUUAGAUGUGUAUGUGUUAAAUAUAUAUUUAAAGAAAAAAGUAAAAAUAAAUAAAGUAUUUUUUGAUAGCAGUAUAUUUAGAUUUAACCAAAAAAAAAAACAAAAAAUAUACAAUUUAUCAAAAAGAUUAUAAAGUAAAUCUUCAUAAAAGGUACAUAAACUUUAAGUUAUCAAGUCAAGUCAAAGAAAUAUUUAAGUUAAUUAGAAAUUCUCAAUUGUAAAUGUUACUACAAAAAAGGCAACAACAUUGCUGCUGUAUACAUGUAUCUAAAUAUGUAUUAACAAUUUAAUGCUUUAUAAACAAUGCUUAAUUAAACAAACGAUAAAAUGUAAAACAAGAGAACCUUAAUUAAAUAUCCCGGUUAAAAAAAAAUACAAAAAAUAUUUCCAAGAAAAUACAAUUAGUAAACAAAAUUUUGCGCUUCAUGACAAAAAAGUUUUUGUUUAAAAGUAAAGAAAAUAUAAACAUAAAAUUCAAUUUUAAAUAAA
Messenger RNA from Lucilia cuprina (Australian sheep blowfly), 8791 nucleotides. It is a transcript of the gene rut, whose product is annotated as Ca(2+)/calmodulin-responsive adenylate cyclase. Gene Ontology annotation, biological process: cAMP biosynthetic process; adenylate cyclase-activating G protein-coupled receptor signaling pathway; intracellular signal transduction. The transcript is spliced from 24 exons. Lineage: Eukaryota; Metazoa; Arthropoda; Insecta; Diptera; Calliphoridae. Gene Ontology annotation, molecular function: adenylate cyclase activity. The record is from RefSeq and is a predicted model, not a curated record. Gene Ontology annotation, cellular component: plasma membrane. The coding region runs from base 922 to 8052 and encodes 2376 amino acids.